Molecule: messenger RNA, 8082 nt
Organism: Sorex fumeus (smoky shrew)
Lineage: Eukaryota; Metazoa; Chordata; Mammalia; Eulipotyphla; Soricidae
Gene: SETX
Product: senataxin
Exons: 26
Coding region: 216-7850 (2544 amino acids)
Biological process (GO): termination of RNA polymerase II transcription
Cellular component (GO): nuclear body
Molecular function (GO): transcription termination site sequence-specific DNA binding; helicase activity
Source: RefSeq, a predicted model, not a curated record
GCGCUCGCGGUUGGGUGGCGGGCUCGGGCUGCAGCGCCCGGUGCGUGCCGCCACUUCCGCCCGCCCGGGGCCGGCCGGCGAGCUGGGGCAUGGAGAGAUGUCCUUCCCGGGUUGGAGUCGGGGUCCAGUUGAGUGCAAGUCCUUGCCCCUUCACGGGUGAGCCCAGGAGUCUGGGCUGACGGCAUCAGCCCGUAGCUCUGGAGCCCAGGUACAGGAUGAGCACUUGCUGCUGGUGUACCCCGGGCGGGACCUCCACUGUCGACUUCCUGAAGCGCUAUGCAGCCCAGCCAGCCCUGUGCAGCGAGUUCCAGACGGCCAACGAGGACCUCUGCUACUGCCUGGAGUGCGUGGUCGAGUAUCACAAGGCGAGGGACGAGCUGCCACUCUUCCACGAGGUUUUAUGGGAAUUGGAAAUUGUACGGCUCACAAACCAUUUUGAAAAAUCCAUGAGUGCGGAAAUCGGUGAUGACGAUGACGACGAGUUGUACAUUGUGGACAUCAAUGGAGAGGCGCAGCUGUUUGACUUCACCGGCCAAGACUUUGAGAACAAGCUCCGAGUGCCACUUCUGGAAAUCCUGAAAUUCCCGUAUCUGCUCUUACAUGAACGUGUCAAUGAGCUGUGUGUGGAGGCGCUGUGUCGGAUGGAGCAAGCCAACUGCUCCUUCCAGGUGUUCGAGAAGCACCCCGGGAUCUAUCUGUUUCUGGUUCACCCCAACGAAAUGGUUAGGCGUUGGGCCAUCCUGACUGCCAGGAACUUGGGGAAAGUGGACAGAGAUGAUUAUUACGACUUGCAGGAGGUUCUGACGUGCCUGUUUAAAGUGAUUGAGCUGGGGCUGCUGGAGAGCCCAGACAUCUACACUUCCUCUGUUCUCGAGAAGGGCAAGCUGAUCCUCCUGCCCGCGCACAUGUACGAUGUCGCCAACUACAAGAACUAUUGGUUAGGGAUCUGCAUGCUGCUGACCAUCCUGGAGGAGCAGGCCAUGGACUCGCUGCUGCUCGGCUCCGACAAGCAGAACGACUUCAUGCAGUCCAUCCUGCAUACCAUGGAGCGGCCCGCCCAAGAUGAUAGCAUGGAUCCUUUCUGGCCGGCCUUACAUUGUUUCAUGGUGAUCCUGGACCGUCUGGGAUCGAAGGUCUGGGGCCAGCUCAUUGAUCCGAUCGAGGCGUUUCAAACCAUCAUCAACAACGUGAGCUACAACAGAGAGAUCCAGACUAUUCGGAAGAGCUCUGCGAGGCCCAAGUUCGAGCCGGAGCCGUACAUGGCUGACAUGGUGACUUGCAGCCAGAUCGUGUACAACUUCAACCCUGAGAAGACCAAGAAGGACUCAGGUUGGCGCUCGGCCAUCUGCCCGGAUUACUGCCCCAACAUGUAUGAGGAGAUGGAGACGCUGACCAGCGUGCUGCAGUCGGACAUCGGGCAGGACAUGCGCGUGCACAACAGCACCUUCCUGUGGUUCAUCCCCUUCGUCCAGUCGCUCAUGGACCUCAAGGACCUGGGCGUGGCCUACAUCCUGGAGGUCAUCCACCACCUGCACUCGGAGGUCAAGGACGUCCUCAACCAGGCCAACACUGUGUGUGACAAGGUCACCGAGUUCUUCCUGCUCAUCCUGGUGUCCGUGGUCGAGCUGCACAGGAACAAGAGGUGCCUGCACCUGCUGUGGGUGAGCUCCCAGCAGUGGGUCGAGGCCGUGGUCAAGUGCGCCAAGCUCCCGACCAGCGCCUUCGCGCGCAGCAUUGAGAAGUCGGCCACCAGCGGCUCCAAGGGCUCCCCGGUCGUCUCCACGCUGUCCCUGCACAUGGCGCAGGGCAACUCGGUGCAGCUGGCCUGCGUGCAGCUCAUCAGGAGUCUGCUCAAGGAAGGCUACCAGCUGGGCCAGCAGACCCUGUGUAAGCGAUUCUGGGACAAGCUCAACUUGUUCCUGAGAGGCAAUCUGUCCCUGGGCUGGCAGCUGACCGCGCAGGAAACCCAGGAGCUGCAGAUGUGUUUGAAGCAGAUCAUUAGGAACAUCAAGGCCAAGGGCCCGCAGGGUGGCAUGCUUGCAGAGCUGCCGCCUCCAUCCAAAAGCCCUCGGAGAAGUGAAGAAACCGAGAAGCUUCGGAAAGACGUGCCCCCUCCGGAAAGUUCCAGCCCUGCUCCCCCUAAGGAGCCCGGGAGAGUGGGUGGAGGCCCCGUGCACGAAGGGGCGCUGGGGAGAGCACCGAAAACCGUCGAGAAGCAUGAGCCGGGGGCCUCCAGGCUGCAGGGGCCCCUCCCGGUCGCGCCCGCUUUCAAGCAGAGUGGCGAGAGCCGUUAUCCCGAUGGUGCUCCCGAGCCGGGCCAAGGCAGCGCCCAGGGGCAGAGGGCUCUCAGCAACGAUCCCGCCAUCACGCCCAAGAACCGUGCGUCAAGCAGAGGCCUCGAAGGGGAACCGGACAGGGGAUUCGACACAGCCGCACACGGCGAGAACUCCUCUCUCAGGGACGGUACUCUCGGCAAAAACGUAAGAGUUAAAAGCAAGGCACAGAAAGAUGAAUUUUGCGCCAAGUUGUCACAUGUGAUAAAACAGCAACACCGGAAAAGUACUCUGGUCCACAGUGGGGUGAAUCUAGAGGAAACCCUGACCGUGUCCAGCAUCGAGAGCUUCUACUCGAGGAGAGGUGCCGGAGACGCGCGAGGGGACGGAGGCUUCUUGCACAAUCUCUGUGUCGGCCCGCGCAGUGUUCUGGGCGAGAGGAGCAAGGACCUGACCUGUUCCGACACUUCAGUGCUGGAAAAGAAGCAGGUGCUGAACGACGAGCUCGAGACUUGCUCCCACGAACACAGCCACCAGGCCCGGAAACGUGAGAAUGAGAAAGAUCUGGUCUCGCUCAUAGAAGUGACCAGCAGUUUCCUAAGAAAGACCUCGCCCUCUGAGGAGCCAGUGACCACACUGGACUCCCAAGAGGUGGCCGGCAAGCUGGGCAGAGGGGCUCUCGCGGACUUCCAGGAUCGGCCCCUCAGCCCCAGGCCCGACACCCUGACGGACUCGCAGAUCGACCAGGAUCUCUAUGACUUAUCCUUACUGGCGCAGGCCAGCGCGAGCAAGUUCCCGUCCGAGUCCUCUCAGAAGAGCCCCUGCCAGCUUCAGAGGAAGGUCCGGGAGGACAAAAGAUGCUUCACGGCCAAGGCGACCAGCACCCGGGACGUCAGCUCCGACCACGUUAUUAUUAUUUCUGAUUCCGAUGACGAGGAGGACAGUACUCUGAGUGCGAAGAAGCGCGUGAAGGUGGAUCCCGGGGUCCCGGAGGAGGAGGAGGAGGAGGAGCAGGCGGUUUCCACGGCAGACUCAAGCGUGGACAAUGAGGCCCUGAAGGAGGAGCAGACCAAGCUGCUUGAGUUCGAGGAGUCGGACUCUCAGUUUUUCGAGUUUGAGACCCCUUGUGAAGUGUUUUCAGUUUGGCAGGAUCAGAAACAAGACAAGCAUUCAGAUCAAGAGGAUGAGGAAAGUUCCUCUGUGCCGUGUGGCGUGGGAGCCGCCCAGGAGCAGGGCCGGGCCGGCAACACCGUGCCGGGGGGGGCAGCCACGGACGGGCCCGUGGGUGCCCGGGAACCGGCAGGGCCAGGCAUUUCUGUUGAGAUCUGUGAAAUGGAAGCGAAGAAACCGAAGAGGAAACACUUUGAAAAGCCCAGUGCUGAGAAGCCCCAGAAGGCGCCUGCCCCUGCCCGAAGUGGGGAGCAGCCUGACGACCCCCCCGUGGCAGGGCAGGUGGCAAAGGCCGUGAAAAGCGCCAGGGCCGCCCCCACCGCUUCCGUCGUUCCCAGGGCCUCAAAGAAGGCGCCUCCCGGUGCCCGCACCUACUCUGCGCCCGUCCGACGGAGCCCCGUGGCCAAGGGCACCAAGAAGGCCCACUCGGAGCCCCGGAAGGGGCCGGCGAAGACCCAUUACCUCAAGUGUCGGGCCACUCCUGCUGUCAUCCCGCCCAAGAAGUUCCGCCAGUUUCCCGAGCCUGCCUCGAAGGCGGAGCGACUGGGGCUGAAGAAGGCGCCUCGCAAGGCCUUCGACCUGUCCCAGAGGUCGCGCGACAGCAUCUCGGAGCUCCGGGACUACGGCAAGGUGGCCGGGGCAGUCGAUAUCCAGAAAAAGACCAAAUUAAUCGCGCCCCAGAUGCUCUCAGUCAGAAAUAACAAGAAGCUGCUGACCAUGCAGGAGCCACACUUUGUGCGCAGGGCGAUGUGGAGCAGGCUGGGCGUCGGGAAAGGGGGACAGCGCCCCGAGCACUGGGCCGAGGCCCGGCGCCCAGAGCCGGCACCCGCUGACCGCAGACCAGGCCCCGAUGCCUUCGCCGAGGGCCUGGGGAAGCCCUUCCUCAAGACGGACCCCGGGAGGGCCAGAGCCGGCUCUGACGUGAUGGACGGAGGUGUCAGGCUGGCAGACUCGGCGGUGGCGGCCACUGCGGAGCCUGAGCGACACGUGGGGGUGGCUGCCGACCCACAGCCCGAGCCGGACUCCGACAGCGACUCUGAGCUUGAGAGCUUGUUCCUCACCCAGCACGACCCACAGGACAUGGACUUGUGUUCCCAGAUGGAGAGUGACCACAGCACCGCCGUGCAGGGGACGGCUUUGGCCACGGGGCGGGCAGAGUCCCCGCAGGGCCCCAGGUUCGAGCACAAGGACAGUGCAGAGACCGCGAGGGGCCAGGGCACACCCAAGGCCGCCGCCACUGUGUUCCUCAAGCCCACCAUGCCGCCCCCCGGGCCCAAGCCCAGGCCCACCAACACCAAGGUCUUCAGCUCCAGCCACACCUCGCGCCUGGCGAACUUCUCCAGGUCUCUGGAGAGCAGCUCUGCUGCCCCGCGGCCAGCCAAGAGCAAGGCCAGUGGGGUGCUGCCUGUGCCCAAGGCCGGCCCUCCGCCCCCUCCGCCGAAGGCCGCCCCACCUCCGCCCCCGCCCCCACCCAAGCCUGCCCCAGCCCCUGUGCCGCCCACCCUGAAGACCCCGCCCGAGACCAAGGGCCCCUGGAGCAGCGUCUUCUCAGCGCCCACUGCGUCCUCCAGGUCUGUGUUCAGGCCUCCCUUUGCCGAGAACAGGUCCCUGUCCACGGUCUACCCGGCCAGCGUCCAUCUGUCCCCGCAGGCCAUCGCCGAUGCCUUCGUCAAAGAGGUCUUAAAGUGGAAGCUCGACAUGUUCCUGAACUUCAACCAGUGUGGGCCGCCCGCCAGCCUGUGCCAGGCCAUUACCAGGCCCGUGCCCGUGCGCUUCCAGGACUCAGGGGAGUAUUUCAACGUUUUCUUCCCGCUGGUGAUACUGAAUACUUUUGAAACGGUGGCACAGGAUUGGAGCAGCUCUUCAAAUAAGUCCUACUCAUUGCUGUUUCGAAAAUUCCCUGCUAAUCAGAAAUAUUGGGAGUUUGUGGUUCAUCUGGACGAAAGCGAAUUGGCCAAACAGCUUCAUCCCAAGGAAAAUGAUUUGGUGUUCUUGGUUCCUGAGAGACGAGACCGAGACAGGAAGGACACCGAGCGGAAGUACGUGCCGGAGGCUCAGGAGCACUUCUGCGGCUUUGUUCAGAAAUUCCGCCGCACCUCAGCCAUGCGCAGCGGCAAGUCCGAGUGCUGCCUGUCCAUCCAGACGCAGGACCAGCUGCCCCUGCACGUCAACGAGUCCGUGCGCUGCCUCGUCAUCAGCUCCCUGGUAACCACACAGAGGAAGCUGAAGGCCAUGUCUCUCCUGAGUGGUCGGAACCAGCUGGCCAGAGUCGUGCUCAAUCCCAACCCCAUGGACUUCUGCACCAAGGACUUGCUGACGACGAGCUCAGAGAGAAUCACCUCCUACCUGCGAGAUUUCAACGAAGACCAGAAGAAAGCCAUCGAGACGGCCUAUGCCAUGGUGAAGCAGUCGCCGGCCGUCGCCAAGAUCUGUCUCAUCCACGGGCCUCCCGGGACAGGAAAAUCCAAGACGAUCGUCGGCCUCUUGUACCGCCUCCUGACAGAGACCCAGAAGAGGGGCCACUCGGAUGAAAACUCCAAUGCCAAAAUCAAACAGAACCGGGUCCUGGUGUGUGCGCCCUCCAAUGCUGCCGUGGACGAACUCAUGAAGAAAAUCAUCCUCGAAUUCAAAGAAAAAUGUAAAGACAAGAAGAACCCUUUGGGAAACUGUGGAGAUAUCAAUUUAGUACGUCUGGGUCCAGAGAAGUCAAUUAAUACUGAGGUCCUAAAAUUCAGCCUGGACAGCCUAGUCAGCCACAGAAUGAAAAGAGAUUUGCCUUCUCACGUUCAGGACAUGCAUAGGCAGAAGCAGAGCCUGGAUCACCAGCUGGACGAGCUUUCCCGCCAGCGAGCUCUGUGCCGAGGGGCGAGGGAGAAGCAGAGACAAGAGUUAGAUGAUAAAAUUGCCAAGGUUUCGAAAGAAAGGCAGGAACUGGCAUCUAAAAUCAAAGAGGUCCAGGGACGGCCCCAGAAGACACAGAGCCUCAUCAUCCUGGAGUCGCACGUCAUCUGCUGCACACUGAGCACGAGCGGGGGGCUGCUGCUGGAGGCGGCCUUCCGCGGCCAGGGCGGCGUGCCCUUCAGCUGCGUCAUCGUGGACGAGGCCGGGCAGGCGUGUGAGGUGGAGACCCUGACGCCCCUCAUCCAUCGCUGCAACAAGCUCAUCCUGGUUGGAGACCCCAAGCAGCUCCCCCCAACCGUUAUCUCCAUGAAGGCCCAGGAGUACGGCUACGACCAGUCGAUGAUGGCCCGUUUCUACAAGCUACUGGAGGAGAAGGUGAAGCAGAGCCUGAUCGGCCGGAUGCCCAUCGUGCAGCUGACUGUGCAGUACCGCAUGCACCCCGACAUCUGCCUCUUCCCCUCCAGCUACGUCUACAACAGGAGCCUGAAGACCAACAGGACGACCGAGAUGUUGCGUUGCUCAUCAGACUGGCCCUUCCAGCCCUACCUGGUGUUUGAUGUGGGCGACGGCGCAGAGCGGCGGGAUAAUGACUCAUAUGUGAACGUCCAAGAAAUCAAACUGGUCAUGGAAAUAAUCAGACUUAUCAAGGAGAAGCGGAAGGACGUGACCUUCCGGAACAUCGGCGUCAUCACCCACUACCGGGCGCAGAAGAUCCUGAUUCAGAGGGACCUGGACAGGGAGUUUGACCGGAAAGGACUGGCAGAAGUGGACACGGUGGACGCGUUCCAGGGCCGCCAGAAGGACUGCAUCAUCGUGACGUGUGUCCGAGCGAAUUCCGUGCAGGGCUCCAUUGGCUUCCUGUCCAGUCUGCAGCGACUGAAUGUCACCAUCACCCGGGCCAAGUACAGCCUCUUUAUCCUCGGGCAUCUGCGUACCCUGAUGGACAACGAGCACUGGAACCAACUGAUCCAGGAUGCGCAGAAGCGCGGCGCCAUCGUGAAGACAUGCAGCCGCAGCUACCGGCACGACGCGAUGAAGAUCCUGAAGCUGAAGGCCGGCCCGCUGCAUCGCAGCCUGACGCACCCGCCCGCUGGCGCCCCCGAGGCCGCCCGGCCCCCAGGGGGCCUCCCCAGCAGCACACUGGAUGGCGGCCUCACCACCUCGUCCCCCUACCUCACGCCCCCCGACUCCGGUGAGUCCCCGGUCCCCGUCAAGGACCCCGAGAAGCCCCCGGUGCAGGACCGCCUCCGGGACCCCCGGCUGCUGAGAAGACUGGGUGUCUCCCUGGGUCCCCAGCCCCCCCGCGUCUGCCCCGUGCUGGGGGAGCCUGGAACCCUCGGGGGCAUGCAGGAUCUGAGCGGCCUGCUGCUGUCUGCACACUGCCCCCUGGACACGCUGCCCCCCGGGGAGCCACGGGCUGCCAGCGUCCCGCAGAGGACCGCAGGCUGGGACAAGGGGCCACUGGGUGACGGCGACAGCUACCCCAAGAGACGGAAGCUCCUGUAGGCCGCGGCCCCGUGCCCGCCAGCACACUCCCGUGCAGGCGCCCCCUCGGGAGCGGGGUGGGGGGCGAGGAGCUCGCGCAGAGCUGUGUCGGUAAUAACGUCCUUGAGGUGGACACUCAGGAAGGCGGGUCUCCCCCCGCCAGGCAGGGAGCUCGACUCAGGUAGGAAUGUACAUUUGUAUAGCAAGUCCCGAAACUCUUGGAAACGUCAGAACAUCACUUUUCUCUCCCGGC